AUGGUAUUACACCUCUUGCUACUAGUGAUGAUUCCUCAUACGACAUGUGAGCCUUAUUUUGUAGGAUGCAGAAUCAAUCAUCCACACAACCCAAUCCACAAGUAUCAUCAGGAAGGAGACUACAUAAUUGGUGUCGUUGUAUCUCAAAAUUUCAUUUUAUCUAAUAAUGAAAUAGAGUUCAUAGAAUAUCCUCUGCCAGCAUCAGUUGAUGAUUUCAAUUUAUUGCUUAAGAAUUAUCAGCAUAUCCUGGCCUUGACAUUUGCAGUAAAGGAAAUCAAUGAAACACCUCUGAUCUUGACUAAUCUUACCCUGGGUUUCCGAAUUUAUGACAGUUAUUUCAAUGCACAGUGGACUUAUCAUGCCACAUUGCUUCUUAUAUCUUCUUUUGAGAAAUUUGUCCCCAACUAUUCAUGUGAUGCUCAGAAUAAUGUUAUAGCAAUCAUUGGUGGUCUUGAUGCCCAAACUUCCCUUCAUGUUGCAACUCUUGUAAAUACCUACAAGAUUCCACAGUUGAUCUAUACUCCUGCUUCUGUGAGAAAUAAGGAAGCUGAAAGCAUUUCUUCCUAUCAAAUGAUUCCUCAGGAGGCUCUUCAGUAUGAGGGAAUUCUUGCUUUGCUCCUGCAUUUCAGAUGGAUAUGGGUUGGGAUCAUUGUGAUGGAUAAUGAAAAUGGAGAAAGAUUUCUACAAACCAUUGUUCAAAUGUUUUCACAGCGGGGUGUUUGUUUUGCCCUCAUUGAAAGAAUCCCUACACUAAGAUAUGCUAUUGCAUUUGAUAAAAUGAUGAAAGAGGGAGAAAAGAUACGACAUAAACUAAUACAGACAAAAGCAAACAUCAUUUUGGCCUAUGGAGAAUCUUAUUCUAUGACAUAUUUUAGAUGGAUUGCAAUUUUAUUGGAGGACCAUACACUUCAAGGUAAAGUGUGGAUAAGAACAGCUCAGGUGGAACAAACUUCAUUCAUCUACCAAAAGGACUGGAAUGAAGAAUUGUUUGAUGGCUCCCUAGUUUUCACAAUUCAUGUUAGUUACAUACCAGGAUUUUCCCAAUUUCUUGAGAGACAAAAUCCUUUCCAUGUACCUGAAGAUGAUUUUAUAAAGACCUUCUGGGAAGUUGCCUUCAAUUGUAGGCUCCCAAAUGGAACUGGAGGCAAUUACAUGAAGAAUAUUUGUUCAGGGAAGGAGAAGCUGGAGAGCCUUCCUGACUCAUUCUUUGAAAUGAGCAUGACUGGCCAUAGCUAUAGCCUCUACAAUACCAUCUAUGCAGUAGCUCAUGCUCUGCAAAUGUCAUUAUUCAGAUUCAAAGACAAAAAAACAAUGGUGAAAAGACACAGGAAAGGACAGCGUAUACAAUUUUGGCAGCUCCAUCCCUUUCUGAAAAGUGUCUCAUUUAACAACAGUGCUGGGGAUAAAAUUGCCUUCAAUCAGAAUGGAGAAGUAGUUGCUGGAUUUGACGUGAUCAAUUGGAUUACUUCCUCAAACAAAUCAAGAGUGAAGGUUGGCAGGGUGGAUCCUCAGACUCCAGCAGAUCAAAAGCUGAUCAUCAGGGAGGAUGCUAUCACAUGGCAUAGUUGGUUCAAUCAGACACAACCUAUUUCUGUGUGCAGUGAAAGCUGUUCUCCGGGAUCCAGCAAGAAAGUAAAGGAAGGAGAACCAUUUUGCUGUUAUGAUUGCAUCCCAUGUCCGGAAGGGAAGAUAGCUGAUGAGAAAGAUAUGAACGACUGUUAUAAAUGCACAGACAAAACAUAUCCAAACAAAAAACGUGAUUUUUGUAUUCCCAAAACUGUAACUUUUUUGUCUUAUAAAGAGCCACUGGGUAUCUGCUUAUGCACUGCAACACUUUUCUUUUCAUUAAUCACAGUUUUGGUGCUGGGAACAUUUAUAAAGCACCAUGCCACUCCCAUUGUUAAAGCCAACAACCGGGACCUGACCUACAGCCUUCUCAUCUCCCUUCUGCUCUGUUUCCUUUCUGCAUUGCUCUUCAUUGGUCAGCCUAAUAAAGUGACUUGUCUUCUCCGACAAACUGUGUUUAGCGUUGUGUUUUCAGCAGCUAUCUGUUGUGUCCUUGCAAAAACCAUCACAGUCAUUUUAGCUUUCAUGCUUAUCAAGCCAGGAUCCAGAAUGAAUGAAUGGUUAGGGAAAAGACUAGCUAUCGCCAUUGCUUUUUCUUGUUCAUUUGUUCAAACUGGUAUUUGUACCUUUUGGUUGGGGACUACUCCACCCUUCCCAGAUGAGGAUUUGCAUUUGGUAACUGAAGAAAUUGUAUUAGAAUGCAACGAAGGGUCAGUGAUUAUGUUUUAUUGCGUUCUGGGUUAUAUGGGCUUUCUAUCCAUUGUGAGUUUCAUAGUGGCAUUUUUGGCCAGGAAAUUACCUGACAGUUUCAAUGAAGCCAAAUUUAUCAGUUUCAGCAUGUUGGUCUUUUGCAGUGUUUGGAUCUCUUUUGUUCCAACCUAUCUAAGCACCAAAGGAAAAUACAUGAUUGCUGUGGAGAUCUUUUCUAUCUUAACAUCUGGUGCUGGGCUUCUAGUUUGCAUCUUUUCUCCCAAAUGUUAUAUAAUUAUUAUGAGGCCUGAGCUGAACAAUAAACAAUACCUAAUAAAAAGAUGA
Messenger RNA from Thamnophis elegans (Western terrestrial garter snake), 2601 nucleotides. RefSeq names its product vomeronasal type-2 receptor 26-like. Lineage: Eukaryota; Metazoa; Chordata; Lepidosauria; Squamata; Natricidae. The coding region runs from base 1 to 2601 and encodes 866 amino acids. The record is from RefSeq and is a predicted model, not a curated record. The transcript is spliced from 6 exons. Gene Ontology annotation, molecular function: G protein-coupled receptor activity. Gene Ontology annotation, cellular component: membrane. Gene Ontology annotation, biological process: G protein-coupled receptor signaling pathway.